CUCAUUUUUUUUCUCUCUCUCUCUCUCUCUUUCUUUCUUUCGGCAUGUCGCGUCCUGAGCAAGUCGCGCCGGCGGACGUCUACUACAAUGAGGAAGAAGCCCACAAGUACACAACAAACACACACAUCAUCGACGUCCAGAAGCGAAUGACCGAGCGCGCGAUCGAGCUGCUCGCGUUGCCAGAGGACUCGACGUGCUUCUUGCUGGACAUUGGCUGCGGAUCUGGACUCUCCGGCGAAGAGCUCUCAGAGAACGGCCAUGUCUGGGUCGGUCUCGAUCUCAGUCCCUCCAUGCUCAACGUGGCGUUGGAACGCGAGGUCGAUGGCGAUCUGUUCUUGCAAGACAUGGGCCAGGGUGUUGGCUUCCGCCCAGGCUCGUUCGACGGCGCCAUUUCCAUUUCGGCGCUGCAAUGGCUGUGCAAUGCAGAUCAACGAGGCCACGUGCCGCACAAGCGCCUGGCGCGCUUCUUUGGAACGCUGUAUGCCGCGCUUGCUCGCGGUGCGCGCGCCGUGUUCCAGCUUUACCCACAAACCCCGCAGCAAAUGGGCAUGAUCACCGCGGCUGCCAUGAAGGCCGGUUUCACGGGUGGUUUGGUGGUUGAUUUCCCCAACUCUACUCGUGCUAAAAAAAUGUUCUUGUGUCUGUUUGCUGGUGUUGCCGCCGAGGUUCCCAAGGGUCUCGAUGGCACCGAAGGAGAAGAUGGUCAAGCAGGACCUUCCAUGCCUUACAGUCGCAAAGAUCGUGAUGCACAUUUCGGAAAGGGAAAGGGAAAGAAGGCUGCAACAAAGAGCCGCGAUUGGAUUGCCGACAAGAAGGAGCGACGAAAACGACAAGGCAAAGAUGUGCGACCAGACUCUGCCUAUUCUGGCCGUAGUCGUGGUCCCAAGUUCUAAAAUCGACAGAUGUGGCGGUCUUUUUGGCUUUUGUCGUUGGCCGGGUUUAACCGUUGUCUUGUUGUAAAAAUCGAAUUUUGCCUUGCCAUUCAAACCCUU
Capsaspora owczarzaki ATCC 30864 is the source of this 992-nucleotide messenger RNA. Its product is annotated as methyltransferase. Bases 45 to 893 code for a protein of 282 amino acids. Gene Ontology annotation, molecular function: rRNA (guanine) methyltransferase activity. Gene Ontology annotation, cellular component: nucleolus. Gene Ontology annotation, biological process: rRNA (guanine-N7)-methylation. Lineage: Eukaryota; Filasterea; Ministeriida; Capsasporidae. The record is from RefSeq and is a predicted model, not a curated record. The transcript has 5 exons.